UUUCAAUACUGUUGUGCAAGUAUGUUUAAUUAAGCCGACAAACAGCCGACAAAAAUAGACAUUACGCGAUAGUUUUUUUCGGACUUUCUCAUUUACUUCUUUUGGAAUUUUAUGAAAACCAGCCGUAAGAAUAGACUUUCUCGUCGGUACUAUGGCGGCAAAAAGUGAAACAAUAUUUUCAAAUGAAUUAUCUGAAGAUGAGUACACAGAAGAUGACGUAGGCUUUAACAUGUUUACGAUAGAGUCCGACAGCGAAGACGAUACAAAAGUUGAGCCUUCAAGGGGAAAUGAACCAGGAAGUGAAUUACAAACAGAAACAAUUUUUCACAAUUGCAUUGGAUUUAAAUCGAAAGUGCCAGUUGGCAUUGAUCAGGGCUCUGCGAGUGAUACUAAAGAAGUAACAUGCGAAACUUUACCGGAACAAGUAAAAGUGGACGAAAAUCAUAGCCUAAAUGAUGAAGACACUAGCAAUAAUGAUAUAGAGGAAAAUACACAUCAUAUCGGCUAUACAGACUUUGGUGAUAAACAGAAACUCGAAGCAGUACAUGUUCUAUGUGAUAAAAACGAAGAUCAAAUGGGUGGUUCUCUGGCACCAGAAACACAACAGCAGUCAGGGGUCACACAACAGGAGAAGGAGGAAGACUUUUGUUGUAUCUGCCGUGACGAGCACAAUGACCCGAAAGUGCUGCCCAAAUGUUCGCACUCGUUCUGUACCGACUGCAUAGACGAGUAUUUUAAGAUCAAGCCGCAGUGUCCGAUGUGCUUCACCGCCUAUGGGGUGAUCACCGGCAACAUGCCGCAGGGCGACAUGUCCGACUAUGUCUCUACGAAGGUGAAGCUUUCCGGGUACGAAUCGAUUGGCACGAUUGUCAUACAUUACAGCUUCGCCGACGGCACGCAAACGGAGGAGCAUCCCCACCCGGGCAAGCAUUACUACGGCACGAGUCGCACGGCGUAUCUCCCGGACAACGAGGAGGGCCGGAAGGUGCUCAGGCUGUUAAAAGCGUCUUUCAAGCGGCGUCUUACUUUUACGGUCGGCCACUCGCGGACCACGGGCAUGGACGACUGUGUAACGUGGAAUGACAUCCACCACAAGACGUGUCCUUGCGGAGGCCAGCAGAAUUUCGGUUACCCUGACGACACGUACCUGCAGCGCGUACAGGAAGAGCUCGCGGCCAAGGGCGUCACCGAGGAGAGCCUUAAGGAGUUUCCAGACCACGUAUGACGUCAUACACACGAGGGUCGGCGGUGGGAGAUUUUUAUUGGGCGUUUGCGCGACAUUCAGUGUUAUACAUGCUAGUUUGGAUAUUUGUGUAACCAGUGAUAUUGGAAUGGCAACGGAUAUUAUUGGAGUGUAUGUGUCAGGGGAAAGCUGAUUAUCGGGAAACAAAAGUUGUGAUUUUAAUCCUGUUCCCGAUUGAAAAAAGUGACUUAAACAGGCCGUUAAUGCUAUCGGACUCAAAUUGUUAAGUUUCCUACAACUGGAACGAAAUUUGCUCUUUAAAAAUGUGUAUAAACACAAUACUGGCGCGAUUUUAAUUUCAAAUUCUUGUUUGUGCUUAAUACCGGUAGACCAAGCUUUCGUGGUCUCGUUAGUGAGCUGGUCUGGAACAACGCUGGCCACAUGUGGCAUUAGAGCCGUUUCCGCAUGACGCGGGUCACUGGAAGUUGCCACUUGGCUGUUAGAUGUACUGGUUCGUUGCUGCUUUUGAAAGCUUUGGGGGAAAUGUUUUCGUGAAAUAUUGCAAGGAAAACUGGCCUUUAUGGAGUGAUGUAUGUGAUAUUUAAGAAGACGGGCCUUUGGCAGUAUUUUAUCAUGUUGUUUUAUCUAUAACGUAUGUUUUCUAAAUUGAUGAUUUUUUACGUAGUUACAUUAUCGUAUGCAUUGUAUCUAUUUAUAACAUUGUUUCGUUUGACAUUUGUUGACCUUGUUUGUAAGAAUUGCUUACGAAAUGCUUAGGUGUUGAUAGUAGAAAUGGUCAGAUCAAUUGACAGCUGUGAUUUUGUUUGUGAUUUUAAAUGUGAGUGUAACUGUAUGUAUCCAGUUGGGUCAUGCCUUUUACUGAUUGCGUGUUUUUUCAUAUUUCAUUUAAAUGACGUUAUAAAUACUGUAGUCCUUUAUAAAUUAUAAAAUUAAAAAUCAAAUUAAAAUAAUGAAAUGUUAAGUAUAUUGAAUCAUGAAAUAUUUUAUAUCAAUGUUGGCAGUGCUAGCCAGCCAUGCAAAUGGCAUACGAGUCACGAAUCAGAAAUAGUUUAAACCUAUUUAUUUUAGCUUGAUUGCAUAGAAAGCCUAAGGCUUAUUUGAAACGCUCUCGAGUCUAGAACCAGUACUUGGUGCCUAUGGGGAAGAUCUUAAGAACGCUGCCACAGUGGGGAUCGAACCCGUGACCUCCCGGCCGCCAAGCAGACACGAUAUCCACUACGCCACGACGAUCUGCAGCCGUCUAAUGCCUGUGUACGCGUAUAUAGUAAAAUAAUCAUGUAUUUUAUAUAGGAUUUAGCAUUUAUGAAUGUCAUGUACUAUUUUGUAUAAUAACCAUGAUAAAGGAAAAUUAUGGAAUUUUACAUUAUAUAAAACUA
This is a messenger RNA of Dreissena polymorpha, 2580 nucleotides long. Its product is annotated as E3 ubiquitin-protein ligase DTX3L-like. The transcript has 5 exons. Gene Ontology annotation, biological process: protein ubiquitination; Notch signaling pathway. NCBI's taxonomy places the organism in Eukaryota, Metazoa, Mollusca, Bivalvia, Myida, Dreissenidae. The coding region runs from base 152 to 1225 and encodes 357 amino acids. The record is from RefSeq and is a predicted model, not a curated record.